AUGGGCAGCUUCAGCUCCAAAAAACGGGUUUCCAAGAGUGAACGGAAGAAAUCCAACCACACGGAACAGAUGAUAGCAUCAGACGGCUAUAGCAGGAACACAUCAAACGUGACGGUGACGAAAGCGGUCAAAGUAACACAGACGGCGACCAGUACAAGAACGUCAAUAAAUUCUGUAACAUCGCAAACUAUUCGAUCAUCCGGGACGACAACAGCAUCUACUAUUGCACCGAGAAGCCCAUCGCUGCCGUACACACCGGUGUACAGAAGACCCUCGCUUACCAUAUAAAGUGAUGCUUCAGCGGUGAGCAGCUCCACAAGCACACGUGUUGUUACCAGCCUCCGCACAGCACAGGACACUCAGUACCAUCUGGAUAAAAACGCGUACGUGCUCGUGUUUCAUCAUUACAAAUUUAAGGACAGCGACUGCAAUCGACAAGGCAGCUCUAAAGAUAUGCAAAAAAUCAAAGAAGUACUCACUAACUAUCGUUGCAGUAGUCUCGACAUCAAUGAAAACUAUACCGCACGCGAGGUACGGCUAAAGAUGCUAAAAAUUUCAACACAAUCUUUUAGCAAAUACAGCUGCCUGAUAGUUUUUAUCAUGAGUCAUGGAGAAAUAAACGAUACGAUCAUGGGAUAUGAUGGCAGUAUGUACUCGUUCCAUGAAGAUAUUGUGGAGCACUGCACAUCUAAUCAAACGCUAAGCGGCAAACCUAAAAUAUUUGUCGUACAAGCCUGCCGCGGUAAAAACGCGAUGGAAACGGAUUCAACCAGAAGCACCGUCAGUGAUAAGAGCGACAUCGUUGCCUUUCAAAGUUCCUAUCAUGGCACUGUAUCGUACCGCCACAUAGAGGAAGGAAGCUCCUUUAUGCAAGCCUUUCUACGGCUGCUGCAUGCAAACAAUCAGCAAAGCAUCAUCAACGUUAAUACACUGCUCAACAGGGAGUUCAAAGAGAAAAGGCUCGGGCAAGCACCAACACUGACCACCACGUUACAGAAGGAGUUGAUAUUUGGAAAGUUACUUAAACAACCGUAG
Messenger RNA from Anopheles maculipalpis, 1035 nucleotides. RefSeq names its product caspase-14-like. Gene Ontology annotation, molecular function: cysteine-type endopeptidase activity. Lineage: Eukaryota; Metazoa; Arthropoda; Insecta; Diptera; Culicidae. The record is from RefSeq and is a predicted model, not a curated record. The transcript has 5 exons. Gene Ontology annotation, biological process: proteolysis.